AUGGAAGAAUUCCUACAAACGAACAAUGGCCUUGUGCCAAUUACGUACUCGUACAAAGAAAUAAAGGCAAUGACCAACAAUUUUAAGGAGAAAUUAGGUGAAGGCGGCUAUGGUUCAGUAUACAAAGGAAGACUGCGAAGUGUUCACUUAGCUGCUGUGAAGAUGCUAAACAAAUCAAAAUCUAAUGGACAAGAAUUCAUCAAUGAAGUUGCAACAAUUGAAAGAAUUCACCAUGUGAACGUGGUUCGACUAGUGGGAUUUUGUGUGAUCGCCUCAAAGUGUGCUCUAGUCUAUGAUUACAUGUCAAAUGGCUCCCUAGAUAAGUUAAUUUUCUCAGAUGGUCCAGAUGGUUCUCCAUUAAGUUGGAAGCAAGCUUGUGAGAUUGCAAAGGGUGUUGCUCGUGGGAUUGAUUACUUGCAUCAAGGCUGUAACAUGCAAAUUCUGCAUUUUGACAUUAAACCGCACAACAUCUUACUCGACGAGAACUUUGUUCCAAAAGUUUCAGACUUUGGACUUGCAAAACUUUACCCGAUGCAGAAGAGUGUUUCAACUCUUACUACUGUGAGAGGAACAUUAGGUUACAUGGCUCCAGAAUUGUUCUACAAAAGGGUUGGAAGAGUCUCGCAUAAGGCAAACGUUUACAGCUAUGGAAUGUUACUAAUGGAGAUGGCAGGAAGGCGAAGAAAUGCAAAUGAGCAUGCUGAGCAUUCAAGUCAAAUAUACUUCCCUUCAUGGAUAUAUGAUAGAUUUGACCAAGGAGAGGACAUAGAAAUCAGAGAUAAUGCCACUGAAGAUGAAAAAAUAGUUAUAAGAAAAUUGAUUUUGCUGGCAUUAUGGUGCACACAGAUGACACGGGAUGAUCGUCCUUCAAUGAGAGAGGUCUUAGAAAUGCUUGAAGGUGAUCUUAGGAGCCUAAAAUUGCCCCCUAAACAGUUGUUUUAUCCUCCAGAUUCACCCAUAUCCAUGCAAAGAAGCAGUCAUACUAGUCCCUCUGAUGAGUCAACAGAACCACUGUGUAGCUCUGUUGCUUUAGAAAUAGAGCAGAUGGAUGACUAUACUCCUACAUUCACUGAAAGCUUUGUAUAG
Messenger RNA from Coffea arabica (coffee), 1086 nucleotides. Its product is annotated as rust resistance kinase Lr10-like. Gene Ontology annotation, biological process: protein phosphorylation. The record is from RefSeq and is a predicted model, not a curated record. Gene Ontology annotation, molecular function: ATP binding; protein kinase activity. NCBI's taxonomy places the organism in Eukaryota, Viridiplantae, Streptophyta, Magnoliopsida, Gentianales, Rubiaceae.